Daucus carota subsp. sativus is the source of this 2226-nucleotide messenger RNA. RefSeq lists its product as uncharacterized. The record is from RefSeq and is a predicted model, not a curated record. Bases 1 to 2226 code for a protein of 741 amino acids. NCBI's taxonomy places the organism in Eukaryota, Viridiplantae, Streptophyta, Magnoliopsida, Apiales, Apiaceae. The transcript has 4 exons.
AUGUCAAUGAAAAAACCCUACAUGUUUUUGACUCUCAUUAUUCCGGGUCCGGAUAAUACAAAGAAGGAUCUUCAUGUAUUUCUUCGUCCGCUUAUUGAUGAGUUAAAGAUUUUGUGGCAUAGUGGAGUUGAGACAUUUGAUCAAUCACAAAAAAAUAAUUUCCACAUGAGGGCGGCAUUGAUGUGGACUAUAAGUGACUUUCCGGCUUUAGCACAACUCAAAGGAUGGUCAACAAAAGGCAAAUGUGGAUGCCCGGUUUGUCUUGGAAGUGUAAAAGGCUUCCAACUUAAAAAUUGUGGAAAGCCAUGUUGGUAUGGGACUAAUCGAAUUUUUUUGAAUGAAAAUGAUUCGUUACGGAAAAAAGGACCCAAGUUCGCAAGUACAGAGCGGGCCGUUUUUAGGGGUCGGAUGAGUGGGGAGUAUGAAAUAUCAACAUUUAAUCAUUUGCAAUUCCCUCCUCCCAGAAGAUUGACCAAACAACGAGCUUUGGGUUAUGGCAAAGAACACAAUUGGACUAGUAGGCCAAUUUUCUAUGAACUUGAAUAUUGGUCGUCACUUAGGUUACGUCAUUGUAUUGAUGUUAUGCAUACCGAAAAGAACGUUUUUGAAAAUGUAUUUUACACAAUUGUGGAUGACCGUUUCAAGUCAAAGGAUCACAACAAGUCUAGGAUGGAUUGUAAGGAACUUGGUGUGAUGUCCGGGUUAUGGUUAAAUAAUGGGGUGAAACCAAAGGCACGUUUUACGCUUACAAGACCCCAACUUCGCCAAUUAUGUGAAUGGGUAUCAUCAUUAGAUCUUCCUGACGGGUGUUGCUCAAAUCUAGCUCGAUGUGUCAAAAUGGAUGUUCUCAAGUUUCACGGGUUAAAAUCGCAUGAUUGUCAUAUUUUUAUGCAAAAAUUGAUGAGUAUUGCUUUUCGUGAGUUUUUACCUCGUGAUAUUUUGGAUGCCCUUGCGGCACUAUCAAAUUACUUUGUCGAUAUUUGUUCGACAAUUCUAGUACGUAGUGAUCUAGAACUUCUAGAGAAAUCCAUAGUAAAGACACUAUGUGUGCUAGAAACUAUUUUUCCCCCAAUCUUUUUUGAUAUUAUGGAACACUUGGUUUUACACUUGGCCGAAGAAUGUCGUCUAGGGGGACCCGUUCACUAUAGAUGGAUGUAUCCUUUUGAACGGUUGUUAAAGUUUAUGAAAGAUAAGAUCAAGAAUAAGGCACGAGUGGAAGGUUCGAUUGCGGAAAAAUAUGUCGAAGAAGAAACCGUCAACUUUUGUUCAAAUUACUUUAAGUCAAAUGUUGGCACGGUUCAUAACACCGUGGGAAGGAACGAAGUUGCGGUUGAGAAACAAGAUGAUAGUAUUUUGGAGGUUUUUAGAUAUCCAAUUGAGUGUUUGGGAAAACAUGUUGUUCGAUACUUGGAUGAUGAUGAAUACUUCAUUGCGGAAUAUUAUGUUCUCUUGAACAUGCCAGAGGUUCAACCAUAUAUUCGAGAAUACGCAUCUUAUACGGGUGCAACGCCCGAAGAAUUGGAAUCACUUCUCAAGACUAACUUCAAAAUUUGGUUCAAGAAAAAGAUUGAGAAUGAUGUUGCAAUAUAUCCACGGUUCAAAGAUCUACUUAAUGGACCAUCUUCGCAUGAUUAUGACGUUUCAAUCUUGCAAGGUACAUCUCAUGUUAAUGCCCUUGAAAAUUAUUAUGGUCAAUUAGAAGAAAUUAUUAGACUUGUUUAUAGGGGGGGAAAUCAUGUGUAUUUGUUUAAAUGUUGUUGGUUUGAUUCCGCGGGAAGCGGUGUACGUGUUGACAAAAAUCGAAUUGUUAGUAUAGACAUAAAGUCAAGACUAAGGUCGAACGAGGUAUUUGUUUUAGCAAGUCAAGCGACUCAAGUGUAUUAUGCACCAAGUGUAUUAAAUCCUCGUACUAACUUCUAUACGGUUAUUUCAAUUAAAAAUAGUCCUCUUGAUGAAUCAACUACCCCUUCUACCGAAAAUACCUACCAAGAAAAUAUAUCUAAUGCAUCCACUUCAAUAUUUUCAUUGUUCGUUGACUUUGCACAAUAUGAGCCAAUUCCAAGAAUUCGAUUCGAAGAUCAUGAUAAUGAUGAAGUUGAUGACGAUGAUGAAGAUGAAAACAAUGAAGAAUUUGAUGAGGAAGAUCAAGAAAAUGAAGAAGAAAUAGGAGGAGGAGGAGGAGGAGAAGAAGAGGAAGAAGAAGAAGGUUAUGAAGAUAUUGAUUAG